This is a messenger RNA of Nilaparvata lugens (brown planthopper), 1765 nucleotides long. RefSeq lists its product as uncharacterized. The record is from RefSeq and is a predicted model, not a curated record. The transcript is spliced from 3 exons. Lineage: Eukaryota; Metazoa; Arthropoda; Insecta; Hemiptera; Delphacidae. Bases 138 to 929 code for a protein of 263 amino acids.
AAUCUGUGUUGAAGAGUGAUACUAAUAAUUGAAGGGCUUUUACUGUUGACACCAAAUGAAUCUCCCUGUCGCAUUGCAGGUUUGUCUGCCAUGUUUGCAACAAAUCUUUCACGUGGAAGGCCAACUACAACGUGCAUAUGGCCUCCAAACACCCCGACGUCGACCGCAGUGCCUACUAUUCAUCUUCCUCAUCCUCUUCCUCAUCAACAUCCGAUCAUCACACGUUCCAUCCUCCGCCACAUCAGCUGAUUGAGCAGAAGACCUUCACCGACCUUGACUCGCCCGAAAAUCUGGAGGCCAACCGAUCAGCUGCUGCUUCACCGUUUGUCGUUGAGGACCAGAAAAUCCAAAAUGGCGGCUCAUUUGUCACAUCUGACCAGAAAAUGCAAAAUGGAAUGCGUGCCACCUGUGAACUGGCCUAUCCGAGUCCAGCAGCCUACUCAAUGCAGAUGGGGAAGGAUGCCUGUGAAUCGGUCUCGUCUGCCAGCAGGAUGAUGCCCAACUGUGAAUCGGUCUCAUCUCCCAGUAGAUUGAUGCCCAAUUGUGAACCAGUCUCGUCUGCCAGUAGGAUGAUGCCCAACUGUGAAUCAGUCUCGUCUGCUAGUAGAUUGAUGCCCAACUGUGAACCAAUCUCGUCUCCCGGUAGAUUGAUGCCCAACUGUGAACCAGUCUCGUCUGCCAGUAGGAUGAUGCCCAACUGUGAAUCGGUCUCGUCUGCUAGUAGAUUGAUGCCAAACUGUGAACCAGUCUCAGCUUCCAGUAGGAUGAUGCCCAACUGUGAACCAGUCUCAUCUCCCAUUAGAUUGAUGCCCAACUGUGAAUCGGUGUCCAAUAGAUUGGCAGCUAGUAGUGAAGCAAUGAAUUUGAGUGCCGCUCAUCUUCAGAUGUCAGCCUAUCACAGCAUGAACACACAUGCGCUGGCUAGCUGAAAGCGAUACUGGCUGUGAAUCGGUCUUGGGUGAUGAUUUGUGGACUAUGACUCAGUGUUAACUGGUCUUUAGGUAAAUAUUGUGUAAAGUGUCUGAUUGUGAACUGUUCUUGAAACAAAGCUUUGCGAGUGGCUUACUGUGAACUGGACUUCAGACAAAGCUUGUUCUUCAGGUAAAUAUUGUGUAAAGUGUCUGAUUGUGAACUGUUCUUGAAAACAAGCUUUGGGAGUGGCUAUUGUGAACUGGUCUUAAGACAAAACUUGUGAAGUGUCCCAGUGUGAACUGGUAUUGAGAUAUGACUUAGAAAGUAGCUCAGUGUGAUCUGGACUAGGUACAAACUUGUAAAGUGUCCCAGUGUGAACUGAGCUUCAUAUGACUUGGAAGUGGAAGUGGCUCAGUUGAUCUGGACUUGGGACAAACUUGUAAAGUGUCCCAGUGUGAACUGGGCUUCAUAUGACUUGGAAGUGGAAGUGGCUCAGUGUGAUCUGGACUUGGGACAAAAUGGUCAAGGGGUCACUGUGAAUUGGUCAUGAGGCAUAAUUUGUAGACUCUGCAUCAAUGUGAACUGGCCUUCUCUGUCUAGUUCAUUCGAAGUGUUAUUUCAUAAAUCUUUCCAAUAAAUUUGAGCUCUACUGAGAGGCUUCUUAUGGGGCGUUCAUACAUUCCCAUUCUGUCAAUGUGUGAACACUUCCAUUAGAACCAAUGCUAUUCUAUUUAUGUCCUAACAGAAAGGAAACUUAUUGGAACUUCAGUAUCAAUUUAUUCAUCUUUCUGUUAUACAAGUUAGAAACUCUUGUAUCAAAACAUGAUACGCCUGUAUUAUACUUCUGCAUCAA